Molecule: messenger RNA, 7181 nt
Organism: Populus trichocarpa (black cottonwood)
Lineage: Eukaryota; Viridiplantae; Streptophyta; Magnoliopsida; Malpighiales; Salicaceae
Exons: 2
Coding region: 2493-4166 (557 amino acids)
Source: RefSeq, a predicted model, not a curated record
AGUACUUAAAAGUGCAUUCUCAUUAAGGCUUUAUAUCAUCGUAUUGCACUAAAGUAUCGUUAAAUUCCCUAACUAAAGCAUGUUUUAUAAUAACAAGUCUAAUAAUAUAAUAUAUCUUUAAUUUAUGGUAAAUGCUUGUUUUGAAUGCAGGUAUAUCUCACAAUUCAAAGGAUUGAUUGCUGUGAUUAACAAUUGAAAGUGAAGAGACAAAAAGAGGAUUAGGCUAAGAGAAGAGAUGCUGGUUCAAUUCCAAACUGGAACACUAUUCGGUUAUUUGAUCAUAACUGGAGUUGUAGAACUCGGAUUUAGGUCCACUUUAUAUGGAUGGAAAGAUAAGACAUAGACCUAAAACUUUCAUGAAGGGUCCAAAACUCAAUUCUGCCAUUUUCAAGUUCAAAUAUUAGCAACAACGGAGAAGUCGGAACCUGUCCUGCAGCUCAAACACUGUUCGGUUUUCAGCUCAUAUCUUGAGUUCUAGAAGUCCAAAUGAGCUCUGGUUUUUUUUGUUGGAAAGCUGAGACAAUUGCCCACAGCUUUCAUGGAACAAAGGGCUCAAAUUCUGAUGUUAGCAAUGACGUUUUGGCCAGCCAACAAUAUCAAAAAUCUGCCAACAAUUUCAAGAACCAGCAGCCAAUAAUGUCAAAAACCAGCCACCAAAUCAAUGGUUGGCCACCAACUAUUUCCUUAGUCCACCAAGCAAUAGUUCCACAUCUUAGCCUAUAAAAGGAGACAUUUGCCAUGUAUUUAGUCAUCUUGAUUUUCAGAUCAAGAUCAUGUUCUUGCUUUCUUUCUUUAUAUCUUUGUAAUGUUCAAGUUUUCUUUCAUGUUAUAUUAAUCUCUUGUUUAUGCUUUUCCAUUUCCUUUCCUAUAAUUAGUUAACUUAUAUCAUGUUUAUGUUCUUAUGUUGUUUAUUUAUGUUUUUCUUCUUCAUUAUGUUUAGCUAAGUUAAUUAUGUCAAGGUGAAAAGGUUUUACUAAUGGUGUUAGAAUAUGUAUAAUAUAAACUCAACAUGGACUUUAAUGUUUAUAUUCAAGAAAAAUUGUUAUUAGCAUGUCUUAUCUUUUUAUCUUAAUAAUCCUUAAUACCUUGCUUGUUAAAUGGUUAAUCUAGAUUUGUGUUGUAUAACACUUGGUACAUCAAAUGCUUGAUCCUUCAUAGUUUUCGGCCGACAUCGUUGUUAUGAUAGGAACUUGAUUUGUUGUUAACAUAAGCUAGCAACAUGAAUGCCUGAUGAUAUUUAUAAGUAUGGUGUUACUUAGACAAGAUAAUUAAUAUGAUCAUGUUAAUACUUUAUAAUGAGCCAUUAAUGAUAAAUCAUCCGAUUAGAACCUCCUUUGUGUGUGGUUUCUAGUUGAGUAAUAAAAAGAGUUUAUAUUAUAUUUAUUUGAAAUACCAUUAGUGAAUCCUCUAACCUUGACAUUUGUUUUUAUCAUUGUUUAAUCCUUACAUUAAUCUUCCAUCUCAAAGUUCUCAUUAAUUUCUUCCUCUUCUUCUUUUUAUUAUUAUUAUUACUACUACUACUACUACUACUAUUAUUAUUAUUAUUAUUAUUAUUAUUAUUAUUUACAUUCUUGUUAUAUGUUAUGUACGUUAAGUAUGCUCUGUGUUUGAUCAAGGAUCCUGACAUUGUUGGUCUUGCCUUAUUCAUUCGCAUCAGAAAUCUGUUUAUAUUAUAUAAUAUAUCUCUUUGAUCUUUUCAUAAAAUCAGUAUAUAGGCUGGAAACCUGUGACCCGAUCUUUUAGAUCAUUCUCAGGUAUAACAACGCCACGUACUGAGUAUUAUUAUUAUUAUUAUUAUUAUUAUUAUUAUUAUUGUUGUUGUUGUUGUUGUUGUUGCAUUGUUAUUUAUAAUUUAUACAAUUAACCUCUCUGUGGUUCGACCCCGGUCUUGCCGGGUUAUUUAUUACUUCGACACUCCUGCACUUGGGAGAAGACAUCAAUCUUUUGGUCGUGUCAAGUUUUUGGCGCCGUUGCCGGGGAGGUAAGUAUUGUAUCAAUUUUAUAUUUCUUUUAUUUUCUUUUGUUUUUUACUUUUAUUUGUUUUUCUAAUUUUGUUCCUUUUCUUUUUCUUUUUAUUUUUCUUUUCUUUUCUUUUGCACUUGCAUGAGAGUUUGGACACGUACAUUAAGUGGUAGACUUUCUAGGAAAUCCUCAUUUUCUUUACAAAACAUGGCCGAAGAAGAUAACCAGUCAAUUCAUAAUGAGAAUAAUGAGAAUAAUCAUGUGAGAACACUUAGAGAUCACAUGAAUCCAACAAGAACAAGUGCACCAUCAUGUAUAGUUUUUCCUCCUGAUGCUUCUCAUUUUAAUUUUAAGCCAGAACAAACUCUUUCAAAAGACAAAUCACCACUUUCACUCAAAAACCAGGAGAAACAUUUUACAAGUGUUGGGAUAGAUAUAAAGACUUGCUUAAUACCUGUCCUCAUCAUGGUUUUGAAACAUGGAGAUUGGUCUCACAAUUUUAUGAAGGGUUAACACCUAAAGAUAGACAAAUGGUGGAAUUGAUGUGCAAUGGAACUUUUGAAGAUAAAGACCCUGAUGAAGCAAUGGAGUACCUAGACUUGCUAGCUGAAAAUGCUCAAAAUUGGGACACCACAGGUACGUGUGAGGCACCAGGUAAAACUCAACCUCAUACAUCUAAUGGAGGCAUGUACAACCUUAGGGAAGAUCAUGACCUCCAAGCCAAAUUUGCAUCUUUAGCUAGAAAAGUUGAGGCACUAGAAUUAAAAAAGAGUGGUCAAAUAAAAUCUGUUCAAGAAAUUGUGUGUCAAAUUUGUGAAACUAAUGAACACUCAACCAAUGAUUGUCCAACUUUGCCUUCUUUUAAGGAAUGUUUCCAUGAACAUGCCAAUGCUUUAAACAAUUUUCAAUGGCAAAAUCAUGAUCCAUACUCACAAACGUACAACCCUGGUUGGAGAGAACACCCAAAUUUCAAUUGGAAGAGUGGUAACAAUAAUGCACAAACUUCACAACCACCAUUUCAAGCACAUCAUAAUUUUCAAAGUUCUCAUGGGUAUGCAUCUCCUUGUGUUCCCCCUCCUGGAAGAAAUCUUGAGGACACUUUAUAUGCAUUCAUUGAAAAGCAAGAGACAAUCAACACUCAACUUGCUCAAAGCAUGACAGAUUUUAAAGAUACUCUUGCAAAAUUCACAUCUGCUCUCAAUUUUCAUGAGAAAGGUAAGUUCUCAUCUCAACCACAGCAAAAUCCCAAAGGGCAAUACAAUUCAAAUGCAAGUAGUUCUGGAAGCCAACACAUGGAUCAAGUCAAAUCAGUCAUUACUCUCCACGGUGGUAAGGUUAUUGAAAAACCAAUUCUUGAACCUUGUGAGAAAGAUGAUGAGUCAAUCUCUGAGGGUAAGGAAGGGGUUAAACCUGAAUAUUUCAAAGAAAAGACUGAUUCCCCACCAGUACUUCCAUUUCCUCACGCCAUGACCAAGCAAAGAGAAGUCAAUCACGAUUCUGAAAUUUUUGAAACUUUCAAACAAGAAGAAAUCGAGGAUGAAAAAGGCACCGAAAAUGUUGUCGCGGAUCAUUUGUCAAAAUUGACAAUAGAUUCGACAUCUGACAUCACACUAAUUGAGAAAUACUUUCCUGGUCAAUCCUUACUUUCUCGUAGUCCGAUGCCUUGGUUUGCUAAUAUAGUUAAUUUUCUUGUUUCAGGACAUUUGCCAGCUCAUUGGAGUACCCAAGACAAAAGAAAGUUCUUGAACGAAGUGAAGAACUUUUAUUGGGAUGACCCUUACUUGUUCAAAUAUUGUCCUGAUCAAAUAUUUCGAAGAUGCAUUCCCGACAAUGAGGUAAGUAGUGUCAUUAAAUUUUGUCAUUCUGAGGCAUGUGGGGGUCAUUUCUCAUCAAAGAAGACAGCUGCAAAAAUCUUACAAAGUGGAUUUUAUUGGCCCACCAUGUUCAAAAACUCACAUGCAUUCUGCAAAACCUGUGAAAAAUGUCAAAAUGUGGGAUUUAUUUCAAAGCAUCGAGAGUCUUUAGUUAAUCUUCUAUUGACUCUUAAGUCUCAUCAUAGUGGAGAUAUGCAUCGUGCAAUUCAUGAUUUAUGGCCUCAUUUUCAUAAAGAACAUGAUCGACUUAGUCUUGGGAAUCUGACUAAAAAAGACCCUGUUUGUCAGUUUUUAAGAAAACUGGAUGGGAAGCCUAUCCCCGACCCAUAGAGGGCGUUUAAGCCGUUCUUGGACGUAAAACCAAGGGAAGAUGUGAGCCACAAUCACAGCUGCUUGUACAUACACAUGCUUUUUCAAAAAAAAAAAAAAAAAAAGAGAGAGAGAGAGAGAGUGAGACUCCAGCUAGCCUACAUAUAGGUGGUAUGAUUGCAUUUUCAAUUUCUCAUCUAUAAAAUCUUCUCUUCCUUCCCAUCAUUUCUACUCUACCCAUUCAUUUAAUAGAUAUAGAAGUGUGUAGAAAUGGCCAGUUCCUCUGUUCCUAAAAUAAAAACUAUUUGUGUUUUUUGUGGAUCCAAUCCUGGGAAAGAAAAAGAGUUUUUAGAAUCAGCAAAUCAUCUUGGUCGGGUACUAGCUGAGAGAAAGAUUCAUUUAGUGUAUGGGGGAGGUAGCCUUGGGUUAAUGGGGAGUGUUUCAAUAGCUGCAUUUUUAGGAGGCAGUCAAGUUUUGGGGGUCAUCCCCAAAGCUUUAGCCGAAGGGGACAUCAUUGGAAAAACAGUCGGAGAGGAACUACAGGUCUCCACAAUGUCUGAACGACUAUCUGUAAUGUUUAACCAUGCUGAUGCCUUUAUUGCUUUACCAGGUGGUUUGGGAACUUUAGAAGAGAUAUUUCAUAUUUCAUCUUGGGCUCAGCUGAACAUUCACCAGAAACCUAUAGGUUUGCUAAAUGUUAAUGGUUUUUAUAAUACUUUACUGUCUUUUCUUGAUCAUGCUGUGGAACAACAAUUUCUAACAUUUUCAGCGCGACAAAUCCUCAUCUCUGCUGCUACUGCUGAACAAUUGAUUGAUGAACUUCAAUCUUUCAUCCCUGUAGUUGAUUCCUCUAUGAGUCGACUUAAUUGGUCAAUCACGGAACGCCGUAAAAAGCUUAGAUUGGAUUUGAGCCUUAGUUUGUGAAAUAUUGUGUCUUUUGGUUUUAUUAAUGGUAUAUUAUUUGUGUUUUGUUGUUUCUUGUAUUUGUUUAAGUGUGUUUCAGGUUUGUCAGUAGUCGCUGUUUCAGGUGAUGUCUUCUAUACUCUAUCUUUCUACCUUACAACAUUGAGGACAAUGUCUCGUUUUGGUUGGGGGGAGAGGGUAGUAGUUGAUAUUACUAGUUGAUAUUACAAAAAAAAAAAAAAAAAUUAUUAACUAACUGUGUUUUCUAUUAUUACAACCAUUUGCAAACCUGUUGUUACUAGGAUGGCAGAGUAAAGGAUGAACUUUAGUGACUCUUGAGACGCAUCUUAGUAAACAUUCUUAACAAGGUCUAUUAUAAUACUUCUUGAAAUAUUCAGAUUUACAAACUCUCGCAUUGUUAUCACUUAAUUCUGCUCAUAUACUUAUUUAACAAGUAUUCUUAAACCUUCAUUUUCACACACACACUUUAACAUAUGAUUGUGGGUUGCAUAUUGGAUUAUUACAUUAUUUAUGUUCUUUUGUUAAAGGUAACAACUAAGGGAAAGGGACAGUAUAUAUAUAAAAACAAAAAAAAAAAAAAACAAAAAAAAAACAAAUAAAUAAAUAAAAAAGUAGAUAAGUUUGGUUUCGUAGCCUCCUUGACUUAAGCAAUUAAGCCCGAAGGGGUGUUUUAACACCUAGUACCCUAAAGUCAACUGACUUGGGAGCUAUUGGCCCAGUGCUUGUUACAUGGGUUAAGGAGAAAAGCUUAAGGGAAUCAAACAUUGCACUAUCUACGUGUCAGUAUCUGCAACCCGAGUUACUAAGCUCGUAGGGGUGUCUCAACACCUGAUGCCCUAAGACCAACUGGUCUGGGAGUCAUUAGCUAAAAGCUCGUUACAUGGGUUCAAGAUACAUUGUAUUAUAAAUUCUUGCUUUCAAAAAAAAAAAAAAAAAAAAAAAAAAAAAAAAAACAAAAGAGAUAAUAAUCCCAACCCAAGGAAGUUAACCUUAAACAUUGGAACAAAAAUUUUGUUUUCUUCCAUGAAAAGCUCCAUAGCUAUGUUUUGAUUUACUGAGCACAAAAAGAAGGUUUAUUAAUAUCUUGUUUAAGAAGUAUGAAGCAGAUAUAUAAAUUUAAUGAGAGUUUGUUUAUUUGGAUAGAUUAAUGGAAGUUAAAUGAUGAAUACCUUGCUUUGUGGAACUUGCAAAUUGUUUUUGUAUUUUAACGCUUUGAUUACUAGGGACUAGUAAUAAGCUGGUUGGGGGGUGUGAUUAGUACUUAAAAGUGCAUUCUCAUUAAGGCUUUAUAUCAUCGUAUUGCACUAAAGUAUCGUUAAAUUCCCUAACUAAAGCAUGUUUUAUAAUAACAAGUCUAAUAAUAUAAUAUAUCUUUAAUUUAUGGUAAAUGCUUGUUUUGAAUGCAGGUAUAUCUCACAAUUCAAAGGAUUGAUUGCUGUGAUUAACAAUUGAAAGUGAAGAGACAAAAAGAGGAUUAGGCUAAGAGAAGAGAUGCUGGUUCAAUUCCAAACUGGAACACUAUUCGGUUAUUUGAUCAUAACUGGAGUUGUAGAACUCGGAUUUAGGUCCACUUUAUAUGGAUGGAAAGAUAAGACAUAGACCUAAAACUUUCAUGAAGGGUCCAAAACUCAAUUCUGCCAUUUUCAAGUUCAAAUAUUAGCAACAACGGAGAAGUCGGAACCUGUCCUGCAGCUCAAACACUGUUCGGUUUUCAGCUCAUAUCUUGAGUUCUAGAAGUCCAAAUGAGCUCUGGUUUUUUUUGUUGGAAAGCUGAGACAAUUGCCCACAGCUUUCAUGGAACAAAGGGCUCAAAUUCUGAUGUUAGCAAUGACGUUUUGGCCAGCCAACAAUAUCAAAAAUCUGCCAACAAUUUCAAGAACCAGCAGCCAAUAAUGUCAAAAACCAGCCACCAAAUCAAUGGUUGGCCACCAACUAUUUCCUUAGUCCACCAAGCAAUAGUUCCACAUCUUAGCCUAUAAAAGGAGACAUUUGCCAUGUAUUUAGUCAUCUUGAUUUUCAGAUCAAGAUCAUGUUCUUGCUUUCUUUCUUUAUAUCUUUGUAAUGUUCAAGUUUUCUUUCAUGUUAUAUUAAUCUCUUGUUUAUGCUUUUCCA